Molecule: messenger RNA, 1503 nt
Organism: Microthlaspi erraticum
Lineage: Eukaryota; Viridiplantae; Streptophyta; Magnoliopsida; Brassicales; Brassicaceae
Source: the annotation of a GenBank genome assembly
AUGGAGAAAGUGAGAGAGAUAGUGAGAGAAGGGAGGAGAGUAGGAAAAGAAGACCCGAGAAGAGUAGUUCAUGCUUUCAAAGUAGGACUUGCUCUUGCUUUGGUCUCUUCCUUCUACUAUUACCAACCUCUCUACGAUAACUUCGGUGUCAAUGCAAUGUGGGCUGUUAUGACAGUCGUUGUCGUCUUCGAAUUCUCAGUAGGGGCCACACUUGGGAAAGGAAUAAAUAGAGCAGUGGCAACAUUAGUAGCGGGAGGACUAGGAAUCGGAGCUCACCACCUAGCAAGUUUGUCUGGUCCAACAGUAGAACCUAUUCUUCUUGCCAUCUUUGUCUUUGUGCAAGCUGCGUUGUCGACGUUCGUGAGGUUCUUCCCACGUGUGAAGGCAAGAUAUGAUUAUGGGAUAUUGAUAUUCAUAUUGACCUUCUCACUGAUAUCAGUGUCGGGGUUUAGAGAGGACGAGAUAUUGGAUUUGGCACAUAAGAGACUAUCGACAGUGAUAAUGGGAGGAGUCAGUUGCGUCCUUAUCUCUAUCUUUGUCUGCCCUGUCUGGGCCGGACAAGACCUUCAUUCUCUUCUUGCCUCCAACUCCGACACACUCUCCCACUUCCUUCAAGAAUUUGGAGACGAAUAUUUUGAAGCGACAGAGGAUGUGGACAUGAAAGAAGUAGAGAAGAGGAGAAGGAAUCUUGAGAGAUAUAAAAGUGUUCUCAACUCAAAAAGCAAUGAAGAAGCUUUGGCUAAUUUCGCAAAAUGGGAACUGCGUCACGGUCAAUUUAGAUUUAGGCAUCCAUGGACACAUUAUCUUUCCCUGGCUGCAUUACUCCGUCAGUGUGCUUACCGGAUUGAUGCCUUGAACUCAUACAUCAACUCAGAUUUUCAGGUCCCAGUUGACAUAAAAAAGAAAUUAGAAGAACCAUUAAGAAGAAUGUGCUCGGAGUCAGGAAAGUCGAUAAAAGAAGUCUCUAUUGCAUUGAAGAAAAUGACAAAAUCAUCUUCUUCCGAUAUCCAUGUCUUAAACUCACAGUCAGCAUGCAAAGCUCUUUCAACUCUACUUAAGUCAGGUAUCUUGAACGAUGUGGAGCCACUACAAAUGAUCUCAUUGCUGACGACAGUCUCUCUGCUCAUCGAUGUUGUUGAUUUAACCGAAAAAAUCUCAGAAUCCUUUAACGAGCUUGCAUCCGCUGCAAGAUUUGAGAACAAGAUCAAGCCGACCGUGUCAUUCAACAAGUCGGAUUCUGUAAGCAUUGCUCGUGGCAAGCCAGUCAAAUCUCAAGAUAACGAUGAUCAUGUUGUCACAAUUCUAAGUGAUGUUGGUACAUCAAACAAUGUUGAUCAGUCGCGUGGAGAGAGUUCAGUGGAGUCUUGUCAUCAUGUCGCCAUAAAGAUUGAUGGUGAUGAUGAUUCGAUCCAUGAAAAACAUGAAGAUGCUGAAAUACAUGUACAUACGAGUUGUGGUGAUCAGGCUAAUGCUAGUGAGGUUUUGAAUAGUAAUAAUAAGUAA